AUGUACUUCUCGCGAGAGAAUCUGCGGGCGUCGAUCCGCCAGCCGCUGCUGGAGGCGCCCGCGACGGCGCCUCCGGGGCCGCGAGGUCUCCCCGGGCCCGCGCGCCAGUCGCUGUCUUCGUCGACGUCGCCCUCGCCCUCGCCGCCGCCGUCUCCGCCGUUUUCACCCGCGUCGCUCCGCGCGGCGCUGCCUUCCACUGCGGCGGCCGCCGCGUCGUCUGCAUCACGCGGCGCCGCCUCCACGCCGGUCUCCUUCUCCACGCCGGGCGCGCGCGGGCGAGUCGACCCGCCUCCUGCGGCUCUCGCCGCCUACUCCUACGCGUCGCGCCCCGCGGUGCCCUGCGUCUCCGGCGCCGAGCUGUCUCCGCUGCCUUCGCCGUCUGCCUCCAGCGUGGCGCCGGAUGAUGCGGGGGACGCCGACGACUGGGAGCCGCGGCGCGGAGGCGACAGAGGCGACAUAGGCGACAGAGGCGGCAGAGGCGACAUAGGCGACAGAGGCGGCAGAGGCGACAGAGGCGGCAGAGGCAGCAGAGGCGACGGAAGCGAGCGCCCCGCGACGGCGGCUUGGCUGUCGACGCCGACGUCGCCUCCGGAGGCCUCUCCGUCUACCUCGGCUUCGCCGUCUUGUCUGUCGUCGUUGACGCGUUCGCCAGCGCGCCGCGGGCGGUCAGAAAGCGUGCUGGAGCCGGUGAGCGGCGGCUCUCUAAUGGGGGAGAAGAAGAAGACCCAGCGAUACCUGCGGCGGGCAGCGGCGACCGCGGUCGGGUCGCCCACGCGGGGCGGUGGGGCGUGCGACCUGCGGACCGGCAGCCGCGAGCCGCAGACCGAUCGCGGGCGACUGGACUCGCCAUGCACUCGCGGCAGAAGUCUCCCCGCGGACAGCUCGCACACGCGGCGCGCCGAGGCGUGCCGGACGACGAGCUGCGCGUCGCUCUCUCCGGCCGCUUGCGCUUCAUCGGGUUUCGGGGCCUCAGAGAGCGUCGCAAGAUCCUCGCAGACCUUGCCCUCGGAGUUGUCGUCGCCCGUCUCCCCGUGCUGCUCGCCCCUGGAGGAGGCGUUGUCGCUUUCUUCUUUUUCGCGCCCCCUGGGGUCGCUCACCCUCGCCGCGGGCCUCUCACACGCGGAGCUGCGCGCGCGCCGGAUGGAAGAAGAGGCAGAGGCGGCGGCGGCGCGGAGCGCGGGCGAGCGAGUGCGGUUCCGCGCGGCUGCAUGCGACGGCGCCGUCACUGCAGCACGCGCGAGAGGCAUGCGGAGAGCUUUCCGCGACGAGUCGCCGCCGCGCGCGGAAGCCUCAGCGUCGUAUCCUGCCACGCCGCUGCCGCCGCUCGCGCUCUCGCCGUCGGCGCCGCUGGUGGCGAGCGGCGCGCAGGGCGACCUGCGCCGCCGCCGAGCCAAGAAGUGGAGACAGGACCGUCGCUCGCUGAUUGCGAAGCGAGUGUGGAGCAAAACAAAGUUCCUGCGGCAGUUUGAGGACGAAAAAAACGAAGCAAAACCCGACGAAGAACGCUUCUACUUCCCCGUGCACUCCAUAUGCCAAGCCGAGGGAUACAACCUGCGGGGCCUCUACGAAGCUCUCGUCUCGCGCCAUUGCUACGCGCGCUUCCCCGACGACAGCGGCACCGCUUUGUACAUCGAGCUGCCGGACUACGAUUUGCCGCUUGUUGAAGUGAAGGCGCGGAGCCACGACCACUUUGAGCCGUUCCUCCAUCUACUGCCGGCGGGGCCAUGGCGCGCCUCCUCCUUCUCCUCGGCGGCGUCUCCGCUCUUCUCUUCGCGGCCUCAGGGGCGCGUCGGGCGGCGCGGCGCGAGCAGCUCGUGCUCCCUGGGGACUUGGUUCGAUUCGAUGUGCCUCGGAGAUGAGACGCCUGCGCUCUCUCCCCCGGACGCCUCCUGCGCCCACGCCUCCUGCACACACGCCCCGUGCGCGCCAGAUGCGCGCGACGCGGCGCCUUCCGCGGACAGCGGCGCGACCUGCAGCGGCGAGAGCGGCCGCGCGCGGAACGGAGGGUCGCACGCGGAGGAAAGACGCGGGCGCACGCUGUCGUCGCCUCGCUCGCUGCUUUCAGGCGAGGAGGACGGGCGCGGAACGCGCCGCGUCGCGCGGGCGCAGCCGGCAGCGCCGCCGGCGGAUGGCGAAGAGGCGACCCUCGCAGGGGGCGGCGCCGCGAGCGGCCGGAGAGGGAGUCCGCGACGCGCGCGUUUAGUCUCCUUCCGCCGCAGCCGGUCCCGCUCGAGCGUUUCGUCGUCAGCGUCUGGCGGCAAGCUCCACGCAGGCAGAUGCGAAGGGCGCGAGGAGGAGCCUGAGGAGACCGACUCGCAGCUCGACGAGGCUGGCGAGCCGCCUCGCCCCGAGUCUCGCGCGGGGCGAGGUGGGCGGACGUGGUUUCCGUCUGACGAGGACUCCUGCUCGCGGAAAACUGCAACGGGCGCGCGCAGGCGCCGCGAGCGCCUAGCCGCGUCGUCGGGGGAGGCGCAGGCGACGCCGUCGGCGGCCUCCGCCGCCCGCGCGCGGCGACAGGGCGAGGGCGGAUACGCCGCCCUGCGUGAGGAGUCCGCGGCUGCGUACCUGCCGCUAGGCGAGGCGGACGUGCCGGGCGACGCGCGCGUUUGCUGCCUGCGGCCGCUGCGCAGACGCGACGAGGAGGAACUGGACAGAGACGAGGCAGAGAGGAAGGAUGAGCGUCACGGCUCCUGUUUCGUCUUCGCAAACGGCGCUGUCGUCGUCUGGGGAGGCGGCGACGCCGGCCGGACAGAAAUCAAACGCGAGAUGCUGAGCAACCUUCUCUGGUUUUUUGGAAAAUUCGCGACGGGCCUCCUCCGCGUGGACAUGAAUCAAGAAGACGUGAUGUUUUACUGCUACAUCGACGACCUCCGCGGCCGCUGCCCUUCCUAUCAGAUCCCGCGAAGCCGCGUCAAACAAAAUCGUCUUUACCUGAAGACGCGACACGUCUCUGAGAAGCUGGCGGCAUCUUACGCGAUCGCGCAGUCCAUUCGACUAGACGUAUACGAGGCUCUGGUGAACGCGACGAUCUCGCGCGUGCGAGAGGUGCCGGAGCGCAUGUCCCGCUACGGCUGCGAGUGCGUCGAAGACCGCCACGAGGCCAGUAUGUUUUCGCUUCCUUUCGGCAGCUUCUUCAGAAAAGAAGAAAAUGAGGAAGAAGACGAAUACAGCAAGCAGUUCGCCGAUCUGUCUGUCAAAAUCAUCGACGUCAACAUCGUAGAAGACUUCCUCGACGUUCCCGAAUUUUUCUGGGAAGACGAUAAAUGGCAGUCCUUCUGGCAGCGCGUUCACAACCAUUUGGAGCUCCAAGAACGCAUCGACGUCUUGAACAGCCGCUACUCCUGCAUCCUCGAACUCCUUAACGUCGUCCGCCGCGAGCGCUCUCAAACGCACGAGUUCCGCAUGACAUGGAUUGUCGUCGUGCUCCUCGCGGCCCAGGUGGUUGCCGUCGCCCUGAAGUUCUUUGUGUUCAAUCCGAGGUGA
This is a messenger RNA of Besnoitia besnoiti, 3483 nucleotides long. RefSeq lists its product as uncharacterized. Bases 1 to 3483 code for a protein of 1160 amino acids. NCBI's taxonomy places the organism in Eukaryota, Apicomplexa, Conoidasida, Eucoccidiorida, Sarcocystidae. The transcript has 11 exons. The record is from RefSeq and is a predicted model, not a curated record.